This is a messenger RNA of Aspergillus niger, 630 nucleotides long. RefSeq lists its product as uncharacterized. The record is from RefSeq and is a predicted model, not a curated record. The transcript is spliced from 3 exons. The coding region runs from base 1 to 630 and encodes 209 amino acids. Lineage: Eukaryota; Fungi; Ascomycota; Eurotiomycetes; Eurotiales; Aspergillaceae.
AUGGUCACCGCUGGGGUGGAGACAGCAGCCCGGGCGGCAGCUCUCGUAGAUCUGGUGUUCAUGUUAGCAUCCAUGCUCGGCUGGUCAUCCCGCCCCAAGCGGGAACGUAGUGAGCGACGCAAAAGCAUUGUGGCUGCUAAUGAGAUCCCCGCGAAAUUCUUGAUGACAGAGAACGCAAUGCAGACAAAGAGGGAUCACAGAUCAGGAGUGAAGCAAGGUGAAACAAAGGUAGUUCGAAACGGAUCAAGAGUGAGGAGCAGAGGUAGUGUUAUGGGAAGAGGGGGGAAGGAGAUGAGGGGAGUGAAUGAGCGCAUCUGGAGGUCAAGAGGGAUGGGAUCCUCUCGAUGGGCAGAAGCAGCGCCAGAUUACCAUCAUCCACCGCUAAGAAUGACUACGUGGGCCAGUGUUCAGGAUGAGCCAUGCACUCCGGAAAGGCACAGGACAUCCACCCCUAUCGCAUCUCUGACAGACGCCACUUGGACAUCUCCCCGCGACAUGGAGCACGAGGACGGGGCCAAUGGGAGCAUUUUGAAUGCAGAUGUUCAGGGCCGAUGGGUUUUAAGUCAAGGAAAAAAAGGCGCGGUGAAUCCAACGGUGGUGCGGUAUCUGGCGCAACCCGGACGGACCUAG